Molecule: messenger RNA, 1117 nt
Organism: Mercenaria mercenaria
Lineage: Eukaryota; Metazoa; Mollusca; Bivalvia; Venerida; Veneridae
Exons: 7
Source: RefSeq, a predicted model, not a curated record
CUAUUAUGGGUCUAAUACCUUAAUAUCAAAAAGGAAGUUAAUCAUUACACGAGGUCGUUGUUUACAUAACCUCGUUUUGCACUAUUCAGGACAGGUUGAAAUAUAAAACAUGAAAGAAGCUAUGCACUGAUUAGCUUUAUUUGGUUGAGUGCUGUAACAUUUGUUUUGGUAUCCACAACUGUCACGAUACACAGUGUUGGCAGUUUGCGAGAUACCGGGUCUGUCCGAUGUGGUUCUAAGGUCACGUUUAUCUGUUUCAUCCCAACAUAUAAGUACACAAUGACCUGGUUAAUAGACUCUGGUAAAGCAGCAGAAUGCAUAACAACCAACUGUGUUCAAUACCCGCCAUACGUAAUUGAAAAUAUUGAAUUUUCCACUGACACAACCAAUGGAGUAUUCAACAUGACAAUCAAUCCAGUUACAUUUAAAGCUGAUGGACGUGUUAUAAAAUGUGAAGAUGGUUCGGAUACUGUACAUGUUAUACUGGCAGUGAAAGUUUUUCCUAAACAAAUCACAACAACAAUAUCCGAAUCAAAAAUUGACAGCCACGAUAUGAUCAAUAUAACUGCGAUGUCCGGAUGUGUAUUUCCUAGUUCAGCAAUAAGUUUGCAAUGGUAUUAUUAUGAGGCAGGCGAAGCACCUAAGCUUUACAAGAUGAGUUUACCAACUGUUAGUGUUUUACCUGUAUGCAAAUCUGGAACUUGCGGCGGAGAUGGAGUAGUUCAGAUGUCAAGCACACUUUCUAUACUGGAGGUACAGACUGGCAGAGAAUAUUAUUUUCAAAUUGCAAUCAAUCAUGAAGAUGCUGACAGUAAAGACAUCGUUUUGGUGAACUCAACUAGAAGUUACAAAAUAAAACAAAUUCCUUCCAAGAUCGCCCAGGCAACGGAACUACCAGUCACCGGUAUAGUAGUGGGAGCACUUGCAGCAUUUCUAGUCAUGGUUAGUGUGAUCAUAGUGGUGGUAUUUACAGUUAGGAGAAGUCUGCCUACUUUAAGAAGGAAUUUGCUGUCUGCCGAUUCCACAACCAAUUGUAUGGAACCUGCCAUUGACAAUGUAGAAAGAAAAGAGGAAGGAAGUGCCAAACCUGCAUUAAAAUAUGAUAGACAAGCAUCAG